Molecule: messenger RNA, 3115 nt
Organism: Coregonus clupeaformis (lake whitefish)
Lineage: Eukaryota; Metazoa; Chordata; Actinopteri; Salmoniformes; Salmonidae
Product: F-box only protein 40-like
Exons: 9
Coding region: 108-2441 (777 amino acids)
Cellular component (GO): cytoplasm
Molecular function (GO): protein binding; zinc ion binding; ubiquitin protein ligase activity
Source: RefSeq, a predicted model, not a curated record
UGAUCUUCAGAGGGGACAGACACCAUGCAGUAGUCCUGUAGCGGCACAAGGGAAAUGGUUUACUUCAGGGAUUUGAGUUGAACAAUGUUAAACUGACGAAUAAGAACAUGAGACGUCAUUCCCUUUCCUCUCGCCCCCCCCGUCCUGCCGGUCACCGCCACUGUGACAGCUGCUUCAGCCGGCGGUGCAAGGCCCCUGUGGAGAUCUCUGUGUCUUGUGUGCUCAUCCCCUGUCGCCUUUUGUGUGGAGCCCUGUUCCACCUGUGCAAAGAGGAGGAGCAUGCGCUGCUCUGCCCCAAUGAGAAGGUGCCAUGCCUUAACGCCGCCUUCGGCUGUCCAAUCAUCAUGCCCCGUUCCUGGCAGGCGGGCCACCUGCAGGUCUGUCCCGCCAGUGUGGUGUGCUGCUCAAUGGAAUGGAUCCGCUGGCCAGCCGAUGAAGCCUACGCAAACACACACCCCGACGUCCACGCACACACACACACCCUGCAUGAGAACCUGCUGAAGGAGCAGAAGGCAGGAGAACAGCUGGACCUGGCCAUGGCCCUGGAUGAUCAGAGACACCUGUACGCUCGUAUGAAGAUGAAGACUCUCUACCCAGAGAUGAUAGUGAAGGAGGAGGGAGAGGAAGAGGAGAAGAAAGAAGAGAAGAAAAAGAAGAAGACAGAAGACUGGGCUGCAGUGCGUCUAACUAAUGGGGCCUCCACCCUCCGUACGGCUGCUGAUGAUGGGUGUAGUGAAGAGAGGCCAUAUGAUAUCCUAUCUGGCAUUCCAGAAACAGCAGUGACAGACCUUUCAGACUUUUCUUUGGAGGAGGAGGAGGGAGAUGUGGCUGCGGAGGAACCAGGGGGAAACAUCAGCUCUGACAGAUACAACAGGUAUGAAAGGAUGUUCAAUAUGGAUAAAGGAGGCUGUAACCUGGACAUCAAAAAGAGCCGGGGUAGAGAAGGGAAGGAGUGGAACCAGUGGAUGGAGUUGGAGGAGCAGUCGUGCAGAGAGAAGAAGGAGAGAAGAGAUGCAGAGGCAGAAGGAGAAGGGUUGAUGGGAGCUCCGCAAGCUCCAGGAGCUUCAGGGAGACCAAGGGGGACCGAGGCCAAUGCUAACGCAACAGGGACUACAGGUAUGGCCCCAUGGCAGGACGGGGUCCUGCAGCGCAUGGCCAAGGAGGUCACCCCACAGGAAUUCAACAUGUACCUGGUGCACCACGGACGCAUGCUGCUCACCUUUGGCCAGAUGGAUGCCUGCACACCACGGGAGAAAGACUUUGUCUACGGAAACAUAGAGCCCAUCCCUGUUCAGACACUGUACUCCUUCAAGGUUCCUGUCAGCUACCGAGAGAAGCAGCGUAGUAUCCACUACUAUGACGCAUCCGCCCGUGCUGAGAGUACCUGGGUCUGUGUGGAUACGUCUGACCUGGGGGCAUUAAAGGAGUCCUGGUGGACGGACGAGGCUGAGAGCACACUACUGGGAUACGCAGAGAGAGAGGUCAUGGGGCAUCAGAUCAGUGAGCUGCGUGGACAGGAUGGGCUUUAUGUGGACAUGGGGAUGCAGACCCACUCCUUCAGGACGGCGCCGUUCAGACGAGACACGACGUUAGCAGACCUGACAAGGGACAAGCCUCUGAAGCUCCGCCUCCAGCUGCAGGCAGACAGCACCUCCAGCCGACACAACAAGGCUAGCUCCGCCUUCACCUUCCUCUGUGGACACUCCUUCCAACGGAGGGAAUUCCCCAAACACUUCAGGAACGUGCACACAGACAUUCAGACGUGUGCUAGUGGCUGGUUUGAGCAGAGGUGUCCCCUGGCCUACCUGGGCUGCACCUACAGCCAGAGAAGGUUAGAGCCUUUCAGACAACCUGCCACCGUCACCUACAACCAGGAACUGAGCAUCUUCAACCUCCGACCCACCGUCCCAGCCUCUCUAGGGGAGGGACCAGAGCCCCCCAAACCCUCCAAGUCCCAGUCUGCUCCAGAACCUGUCUCAACCCCCAGGAGGUGGCGGUCGAAGGGAGAAGGGGACUGCGAUUCUCUGAGUGCUUUGCCAUCCGAGGUGCUGUGCCACAUUGCCAGCUUCCUGGACAGUCUGUCCCUGUCCCAACUGGCCCUGGUGUCCCGCCUCAUGAGAGAGGUGUGUUCCUCUCUGCUGCAGGACAGGGGGAUGGUGUCCUUCCUCUGGGAAAAGAAGACCUACAAGUCCGGUGUGGCCAAAUGGAAGGCCAAAACUGUGUGGGAGUUCAGUCAUCUGUUCUCUACAGUGGAUUUGUGGCGUUUUAUAGACAACGUGCCGUCCAUGUCGGAGCACCUGAAGGUUUGUUCGUACUACCAGACCUGGGUACCACCCCAGCCGGUGGCCCUGCCCAGCAUGAGUCACCUACGGGGGGGAACACAGGAGCAGGACAACCAGCAGAGACAGAGCCUGGUUACUCAGUUCAUGGGCAACAGAUAGCAGGGGAAAAAUAUAAUUCUGAUCCUUCCUGACAGUCAGUGCUGGCUGGUGGCACUUCAAAUCUGAGGAUGGGCUGACAGUAAUGGCUGGGAUGGAAUAAAUGGAAUGGUUUCCAUGUGUUUCAUACAAUUCCAUCAACUCCAUUCCAGCCAUUAUUAUGAUCCAGCCUCCCCUCACCCGCCUCCUCUGCUGACAGUCCAACCUUGAAGCAUGAAUAGAAGAAAUAGAACAAAUAUGUGCCAGACAUUUUCAGCUACAGAGAAUUCAGUUAAAAAGUGUGUGUUUAUUACUAAAACCUUAAGGUUACUUAUUAAAUUAACAGUUGGAUUUACCAGAAUCUCUACGCAGCUCAAAUAACCAAUCACACACAGGAGACGGACAGGUUGAGUGACGAAUGAGGGAUUGUCUCCCCUCAUACCAAAGAGCCAUUUGCCUGCCCUCUGAUCAUUCUCGAACAUGCCGGAUUUCCUCACACUCUUGCAAGUAGGGGAAUGUGGUGAGAUAUCUCACUCAUAACAUCAGAGAACCGGGGUAAUGCAAGUAACCUUAAGGUAUUUUUCAAUUAUUAGUUUCAAUAUCUCACAGUGGGAUAUGGCCAACUCCCGUAUCACAUACAGUGGGGAAAAAAAGUAUUUAGUCAGCCACAAAUUGUGCAAGUUCUCCCACUUAAAAAG